Molecule: messenger RNA, 729 nt
Organism: Aspergillus steynii IBT 23096
Lineage: Eukaryota; Fungi; Ascomycota; Eurotiomycetes; Eurotiales; Aspergillaceae
Exons: 2
Coding region: 1-729 (242 amino acids)
Source: RefSeq, a predicted model, not a curated record
AUGCCAGACAUCGCCUGGGAGAUUAGGAGCGGUUACGGGUGGCCUAUGAGACGGAUUCUGAAUUUUCUGGAUGCUUUCACCUUCCGCGGAAUUCUAUACCUGACAUCUAUGGAAAGCAACGAAUUCUCAGCCCUCGAAAGGUUGGUUCUCAGGAGUCUAUAUGCAUAUCGUGGUGGGCGGUCCACGCCGAAGGUUACUAUCGUAACUACCAAGUGGGAUUGCAUGGAUGAAAGUGGGAUUGCUGAGAAGCUGCAGUGUGUCAACAAUUGGAAAUUUGAUGAGUCGGUUAAGGAUUUGCUGAUGGACGGGCCUCGCAUUUAUCAUCAUGGUCUUGUGCAGCAGAGUGGCACAUACAGGACACUUCACCUUACAAUGGACGAUGCGGCUAGAAGGUUGCUAGCCCGGACUAUGAUUCUGGAGCACUACUUCGAGCCGUCAGGUCUGAUUGCUUAUCGUCUGCCGCACACUCAAAUUGGAUCUCUUCUUCAGCAGAUAAAAUCUGCAAACAAGCAGAAGGAAUCUGAUUAUCCAACUGAAGCAUGCAAAGACGAUAGCAGACUGAAUUGCAAUGAAUUACGAGAUGCCAUUCAAGAAAUCCUCGAUGAACAUACUAUGGAACAACAUCAAGGCACGGAUCGAGAUUGUAGCGAAGAAUGUCAAUUCGCAGCCAUAUCCAGAGGCAUUGAAGCGUUAACCCUUGGCGAUGUUCAAGACCUUGAAGGUGUUUGA